ACUGACUGGAGACUGCAGAGGACACAACAUCUGACAACUCUUUCAGCUUGGCUCACAGCUUUCAAAAGGUUACCCACUGAAGAAUGGACAUUAACAACACUACACAGGACAACAGCAUCUUUGAAAAUGUUACUUCUUUUCACUACGAUGGUUACACCAACAGUACCUUCGACUACCGUAAAGCUCAUUUCAUCACAGAUGUGGUGACGUGCAUCAUCAUUUGCAUCGGCCUUCCUUUGACCCUCGUCGCCAUCUACUCUCUCUACUCUCAGGUACGAAAUGAUCACGUUGCUCCCAUCUACGUCAUCAACCUUCUGAUCUCCGACCUCAUCCAGCUCUGCUGCAUGAUCUAUGAGGUGGCACAACCUGACAGAUUCAUAAUAUCCACUAUCUACUUUAUUAUGUACAACUACAGUCUGAUGACCAGUGUGUGCUUCAUGGUGUGCAUCGCCCUGGAAAGGUAUUUGCUGAUCGUCUUCCCACUGUGGUACCGCUACAGACGAACCAUCAAGUCCACCGUGGUGAUCUGUGUCGUGCCCUGGGUCCUUCCUGCUCUCUACUUUCUCACUUUAUUUUUCAAUAAUUUAGAUUUUGACCUCCCAGAUAUCAUCGUCCUUGUCCUUCUGCUCCUUCCCUUCCCACUGCUCAUAUUCUUCUGCUGUGCGACUCUCAAAGUCCUGUCUGCCACCGUCUCGAUCCCACAUGAUGAAAAACGACGAAUUGUAGGAACUUUGAUCCUGGUGCUGCUAAUUUACACGCUGCUUUCCCUGCCAUACAUCAUUUAUAUAAUGGAUAUAUACACACAUGACACAUCACAAACUAUUAUGUACUAUCUGUCUCAUAUGUUUGCUAGGCUGAAUCCUCUUGCAGACUUGGUUCUGUAUAUUUUCAUGAAGAAAGGGGCCCUAGACAAGACUUUGGCCUCUGUGUGUUGUUGCAGAGUUAAAGACAAAGAUGGCAGCAGCCUGGAAAACACUAAUGGCAGUUCAUGA
Molecule: messenger RNA, 992 nt
Organism: Perca fluviatilis (European perch)
Lineage: Eukaryota; Metazoa; Chordata; Actinopteri; Perciformes; Percidae
Product: mas-related G-protein coupled receptor member X4-like
Exons: 4
Coding region: 84-992 (302 amino acids)
Biological process (GO): phospholipase C-activating G protein-coupled receptor signaling pathway; positive regulation of Rho protein signal transduction
Cellular component (GO): membrane
Molecular function (GO): G protein-coupled receptor activity
Source: RefSeq, a predicted model, not a curated record